AUGUCGCCCUCCGUUCUCAUGGACACCUCCGACGAUUUCGUCAUGCCCUCCGCCAAAGCCCCGCAGUCGUCGCACCGCACCCUCCUCCUUUCGCCUCCGUCGCUCUCGUCGCAUCAAGAAAUCCUGACCCGCCUGUUAGAAAUGCACGACCGCGCCCACACUGACCUGCAGAUGUUGGACAGGCUGUCUCUCGGGCUCGUGUCGCUCCCUCAGUCCACUUAUGAUGUUAUCACCAUCCUCUCUGAUGCAGAUGGAUCACGUCACGAAAGUCAAAAUCUUAUCAGUCGGGAUAUGCUGGCUUUGCUGGUCAAAGCAUUGAAGAGUGGCGGACGUUUGCGCAGCCAGGACGGGACUUUUGGGACUGCGGAUGGUCCAGAGAAGAACGAGACCAUCCUCGCUGGUCUUUCUUUCCAGCCAGGAGUGGGGUUCGUGAAGCCAGACUACAGCGCACAGGAUUCGGUUCCUUUGAAGUUCGGGAGAAAGAAGACAUCGCAGGCCGCUGGCGGUCUUAGCAGCACGACGAAUGGCGAUUCCGUGUCACUGCCAGUCAACGGCAAGCGAAAGAGCACGGAUGACGCUCUGCCUGCGGGUGUGGGGUUUGAUGACGGAUUGGAUGGGUCAGACGAUGAACUGAUUGACGAAGAUACGUUGCUGGAUGACGAGGAUUUGAAGAGGCCUAUUAAAAUUCCCACUGAAUGCCAGCCCAAGGCGAAGCGACGUCGAGCAUGCAAAGACUGUACUUGCGGGCUCGCACAGAAAUUGGAAGCCGAAGAUCGAGCCAAACGGGAGAAUGCGGACAAGGCAUUGAACACGAUGAAGUUGCAAGCAGACGAUUUGGCCGAGGUUGAUUUUACUGUACAGGGCAAAGUUGGAAGUUGUGGAAACUGCAGUCUUGGAGAUGCAUUCCGAUGCGAUGGCUGCCCGUACAUUGGGCUUCCUGCCUUUAAACCUGGCGAAGAGGUUCGACUGUUGAACGAUGACAUUCAACUAUAG
Fonsecaea multimorphosa CBS 102226 is the source of this 993-nucleotide messenger RNA. RefSeq lists its product as uncharacterized. Lineage: Eukaryota; Fungi; Ascomycota; Eurotiomycetes; Chaetothyriales; Herpotrichiellaceae. Gene Ontology annotation, cellular component: cytoplasm. The record is from RefSeq and is a predicted model, not a curated record. Gene Ontology annotation, molecular function: iron-sulfur cluster binding. The transcript is spliced from 3 exons. Gene Ontology annotation, biological process: iron-sulfur cluster assembly. Bases 1 to 993 code for a protein of 330 amino acids.